AUGGGCUUUACCUUUGCGCACUCGGCGCAGCCAGUGCCCUCGGCCAACGACCUGCCUGUCAGCUUCUCCAUCACCGCGGGCUCGUCGACCGACGUGUGGGAGAAACCGCCAGCGACCAAGAGCUUCAACGCGCCCAUUCUAUACAAGGCCAUCCCACUACGCUCUUUCAAGCGCGCGCGCGUGUCCAUCAUCGCCCCGUGGACCCAGCUGUACGACCAGGGCGGCUUGAUCCUGGUCAUCAACCCCGACACAGCCGAAACCAACAACAACACCCAACGAAAAUGGAUCAAGACCGGCAUCGAGCUCACCGCAGGCAAACCGCAUCUCAGCGUCGUCGCCAAGGACCGUUGGGCCGACUGGAGCCUGGCGCCCGUGCCGUCUGGGGGCAAUGCUGCCACCAUCGAGAUGGCGCGCGAGGACGAUGGUUCGCUGUGGGUGUAUCUGGUCGAGGGCUGUCUGCGAGUGCCGCUGCGAGAGGUCACUUGGGCCUUUGAGGACAACGACACAGCCCAGUGCUGGAUCGGCGCGUUUGCGGCGAAGCCGUCGAUCCAGGGAGAGGAUCUGACGGUUGAUUUCCGGCAUUUGGUUAUUGUGGAGGAGAGCUAUUACUUAGUAGUACUAGUAGUGAGUGAUUAUCCAACUUUGCUCCUCUUAGCAGCUGCAGCCGGUCAAGGCGCGUUAGCCGCCAUUCCGCUUGCAGGGCCCAGGCGCCAGCUGCCUCCUGACCUGCAGCCUGCUGCAGCCCACACCUCGUUUACGCCCAAGCACUCGCACAGAACACCUACAUCUUCGAUCCUCUGUCGUCUCUAUUGCCUGACUCUUCAGCCGCCGUCAUUUCGACAAGUCAAUGCAUCUGCCACGACCGCUUCCCUCCUCCGCUGGCUCGCCAAGAUCGUCGCCUCUCUCGCCGGCAUGACCUUGUUGGACGCUUCGACCGACCCUGCGACCGACGCCUCGACGAACUCUCGAUCGUAUGGCACCAUGCCGGACGACCUCCACAUUGUCGACCGAGAAAGCGACCGCUUGUUAUACCCUCACUCGGUCUACGAGCCGGAUGAGGACGACUCCGAGACCGACGUCCAGGAUGGCGUCCACAAGAUCGAGGCCAUCAACUUGACAUGGACUAGCCGGUCCCUGAUGAUUGCCUAUAUGGGCAUCUUCCUCAUGGCCUUUUGUACCUCGCUCGAGGGCCAGACCGUGUCCUCGCUCGCCGUCUAUGCGACCAGUGCAUUUAGCAAGCACUCUUUGAUAUCGACCGUCCUGGUGGUUCAGAAUGUUGUUAAUGCCGUGAUCAAACCCCCCAUGGCCAAGGUCGCCGAUGUCUUUGGCCGCUUCGAGGCUUUCUGCAUUAGCAUUUUGAUCUACGUGCUCGGCUAUAUCCAGAUGGCGGCCUCUACCAAUGUCCAGACGUAUGCUUCGGCUCAGAUUUUUUAUUCUGCCGGAUCGACCGGCCUCCAGAUUCUCCAGCAGGUUUUCAUCGCCGAUAGUAGCGAUCUCUUGAACCGGGCCCUGUUUGCCCUUUUGCCCGAACUACCCUUUUUGGUUACCGUCUGGAUCGGACCGACGAUUGCGAAUGCCGUGCUUGAGAACUCCUCGUGGCGAUGGGGCUAUGGCAUGUGGGCUAUUAUCCUCCCAGCAACUUUUCUCCCGCUCGCCUUGUCACUGCUAUUCAACCAGCGCAAGGCAAAGAGACUGCGGUUGAUCCGCAGCAGGGCUCCUAAGCGACGCAGGUUCUUGGAUGCUUUGCAUUCCACCCUAGUUGAGCUGGAUAUGUUUGGGCUGAUUCUUUUAUCGGCGGCCGUAUCCUUGCUGCUAAUACCUCUAACGCUGGCUGCCAACUCGGCGGACGGAUGGCACAACGAUGGCAUCGUGGCCAUGAUGUCGAUUGGCUGCGUUUGUCUGGUUUUGUUUCCGGCGUGGGAGUCUUCGCGCCGCCUUGCGCCCAAGCCCUUGCUUUCCCUGCAUCUGCUCACCGAACGCACCGCACUGGCUGGCUGUGCGCUGGCGUUUUUCUAUUUCAUGGCGUUUUAUUUCUCCGUGCAACCGUACUUUUAUUCCUACUUGCAGGUUGUCCAGGACUACGAAGUGGCUACUGCAGGGCGCGUUACACAGACGUUUUCUUUCACGUCGACCAUUGCCGCGUUUGGGGUGUCCCUUUUUAUUAAAUAUACCGGUCGAUACCGGAUCUACGUUGUUAUCGGGGCGGUCAUCUACAUCAGCGGGCUUAUCGCGAUGCUGCUGUACCGACAAGAAGGCAGCUCGACAGUGCAGAUCUUGGGCACACAGGUUUUGGUCGGAGUUGGAGGAGGCCUGAUCAAUGUGCCCGUGCAGCUGGGCGUGCAGGCAUCGGCGCACCACCAAGAAGUCGCCGGCGCAACCGCCAUGUUCCUGACUGCGCUCGAGAUGGGCGGCGCUGUCGGCGCAGCCGUUUCGGGGGCUGUAUGGACUCAUCAGAUCCCCAAGCGUCUCGCUCAGUACUUGCCGGCAGAGUCACAGGCUGACGCCAGCGAGAUUUUUGGAAAGCUGACCAAGGCGCGGUCGUACCCGAUGGGGUCGGCCACGCGCACCGCUAUCAAUCGUGCGUACCAGGAGACCAUGAACAAUCUUGUGUGUCUGGCUAUUCUGGUGGCGCUGCCGGUUAUUCCGCUGAGUCUGGCGAUGACGGACUAUCGUCUGGACCAGAUGGGCGCGACCCGAAAGCGAAGACAGUCUGAGCAGCGCGACACGUCUCCGGGAGAAUGCGUCGUUGUCGGGGACGGUGCGGUCGGCAAAACAUGUCUGUUGAUUUCGUAUACGACGAAUAAGUUUCCUUCGGAAUACGUGCCGACUGUGUUUGACAACUAUGCGGUGACUGUGAUGAUCGGCGACGAGCCGUACACGCUGGGCCUUUUUGAUACCGCCGGACAAGAAGACUACGAUCGCCUGCGCCCGCUCUCAUACCCGCAGACCGACGUGUUUUUGGUUUGCUUCUCCGUCACAUCGCCCGCGUCCUUUGAGAAUGUGCGGGAAAAGUGGUUCCCAGAGGUUCACCACCACUGUCCCGGUGUACCCUGCUUGAUUGUCGGCACCCAGACCGAUUUGCGCGACGACCCGGCUGUGCGCGAGAAGCUGUCCAAGCAGAAGAUGCAGCCGGUUCGUAAAGAGGAUGGUGAUCGCAUGGCGAAGGACUUGGGCGCGGUGAAAUAUGUCGAGUGCUCGGCGCUGACGCAGUACAAGUUGAAGGAUGUUUUUGACGAGGCUAUUGUCGCUGCGCUCGAACCUGCCCCCAAGAAAAGACCCAAGUGUGUUCUCCUGUAA
Talaromyces rugulosus is the source of this 3297-nucleotide messenger RNA. RefSeq lists its product as uncharacterized. The record is from RefSeq and is a predicted model, not a curated record. Gene Ontology annotation, biological process: siderophore transmembrane transport. Gene Ontology annotation, molecular function: GTP binding; GTPase activity; siderophore-iron transmembrane transporter activity. The transcript is spliced from 9 exons. The coding region runs from base 1 to 3297 and encodes 1098 amino acids. NCBI's taxonomy places the organism in Eukaryota, Fungi, Ascomycota, Eurotiomycetes, Eurotiales, Trichocomaceae.